UAUUCCUCACAACUGGUUGGGCAACUGCAGACCGUCACUCUGCCAGAAAGACCAGUUGGAGAAAUAAGUGUUUGCCUGCAUCCACAUCAAAACACCAAGAACAAGGAAGGUGUACUUUCCGAGGCUCCGCCCUCUUCACAGAACUCUGAUAAGUCAGCAGGCAGGAAGCCACAACAAGCGCUGGCAGCCGUCUGCAGCCUCAUGGAGCAAACAGUGAAUAUUGUCUCGAGGCUACAGUGGGGGGCGGCCGCUCCGAAACAAAAGGAGGCCCUGAAAGGUUCAGCUCAGAGGGUUGUGAUACACCACACUGCCCUUCAAAACUGCAGAGGCCUGCCGGACAGCAAGGAGCACCUCGUCAGCAUUCAGAGCAUGCACAUGAACCAGAGGGGCUUUGAUGACAUCGGCUAUAACUUUCUUAUCGGAGGAGAUGGGACUGUGUUUGAGGGUCGUGGCUGGGGAGUGGUGGGGGCGCAUACCAAAGGCCAUAACCAAGACUCUCUAGGAAUUGCUUUCAUGGGCAACUUUAACAGUGACAAACUGACUGAGGAGGCUUUACGGUCGGUCAAAGGGCUGCUGCUGUCUGGAGUUUCCCAGAACUACAUUGACCCGGAGUUUGUCCUGUACGGACACAGAGAUUUAGCUAGCACCCAGUGUCCAGGAGACAAUGUUUACGCUGCUUUGUCUCACCUAAGGAGUGGCGCGUAGCUCUCAGGGAGGGGUUCCCUGACUAAACACUAACUAUAGUUGCCACGCUCCCAACUUGAACUUUAAAGAUGUUUGUGGAGUUGGCUGUCAAACGCUGCUGCUUCUCCCACUGCAGAGGGAGCCCUCACAAAGGAGGAAAGGAAACGGCUCCUCCUCCAGAAGAAAGAAACAACUCAGCAAAAGAAAUGGGUUCUCAUUUUUAACGAAGUGCAAUAUUUAAGUGUUUCAUUUUUGCAAUCUAAGUAAGCAGUGUUAUUUAUUUAUUUAAAUUUUAAUUUCUUUUGAUUGUAUGUUUAAAAAAUAAACAUAACAUGAAACUUUUUUUUGGAUUCAAGUUUUUGAGUGGAAUAUUCAUGUACAGUCAAAAUACUGUCAGCAAUGCGAGGGAAAGUUCUGCUGAACUUCACAGCUAUGUGUUCUACCUUUUUUUCUAAGCCAUACUAUUUAAAAAAAAUAUUCUGGGACAGUCUUGAGAUGAAUCAUGAUGCAUAUUGUAUCAUGAGAUGUGUAUCUGGAUACAUAUUGUAUCCCUAGACCAGGGGUCUACAGCCCUCAACAAUAAAAGACCCAUUUGGGCUUGUUUCUCUGAUCAAAACCUAAAG
Molecule: messenger RNA, 1307 nt
Organism: Oryzias melastigma (Indian medaka)
Lineage: Eukaryota; Metazoa; Chordata; Actinopteri; Beloniformes; Adrianichthyidae
Gene: pglyrp5
Product: peptidoglycan recognition protein 5
Exons: 4
Coding region: 202-705 (167 amino acids)
Biological process (GO): peptidoglycan catabolic process
Molecular function (GO): zinc ion binding; N-acetylmuramoyl-L-alanine amidase activity
Source: RefSeq, a predicted model, not a curated record